This is a messenger RNA of Carassius auratus (goldfish), 2301 nucleotides long. Its product is annotated as armadillo repeat-containing protein 6-like. NCBI's taxonomy places the organism in Eukaryota, Metazoa, Chordata, Actinopteri, Cypriniformes, Cyprinidae. The transcript is spliced from 7 exons. Gene Ontology annotation, biological process: hematopoietic progenitor cell differentiation. Bases 169 to 1659 code for a protein of 496 amino acids. Gene Ontology annotation, molecular function: protein binding. The record is from RefSeq and is a predicted model, not a curated record.
GCCACGUUAAAGAAAACGCAACGCUUUGAUUCACGAAGCGCUAGCCUCGGUUAAAUUGCGUUGCGCUCACACGUUGUUCAAUGCUUACGCUUUUAGCGUAAAGUUACUGCCCACUGUUCUCCAGGGAGCCUUUUAUCAAAAGGGCUGGGUGUUGCAGCUGCUGCAGUCAUGGCCACGCGCAGGAUCACACAGGAGACCUUCGAUGCAGUGGUCAGAGAAAACAUCGAGGAGUUUGACAUGAAGGAGAGCGAAGCUUUGAAGGAGGCCAUCGAGCAGUUUGAGUCUCAGGGUGUGGAUCUCAGCAACAUUGUUAAAGCAGUGCCCAAAGUUUCUUCUGAAGAAAACACAGAGGAUCAGACCCAUGAGGUUCUUCAGGCUUUGGAGUCUAUCAAAACUGCAGUGGCUUCAUCGUCCGCAUCCGUUCUGGAGGAUCUGAGGGUCUUCACCCAGCAGUGCUCUCUCGGCUUCGCACAGCGAUACCUGGCCGCUCAAAAAGAGGCGUAUCCCGUGAUCCUCGCCUGCUGCCAGAGAGCCGCUGGAGAGAAGGAAGCCCUUUCCGUGGCUCUGGCCGCGCUCUCGGCGCUAACAGACGGCCAGCCGGAUCUCCUGGACGUGGAAGGGCGAGAGUUUCUGAUGGGUGUUUUGACGGCGCACCAGACAGAUGCCGCUCUCAGCUGUCUGUGCAUCCGUGUGGUGAGACACUGCUGUGUGAAGCACGAGAACAACCGGCAGGAUCUGGUGAAGGUAGGUGUGCUCCCGCUGCUCACCGCCAGCAUCACACGACACAUCCAUCACCCCGAGGUCGUGAAGGAGGCCUGUGUCACGCUGAGGGUCAUGACCUUUGAUGAUGACGUGCGUGUGCCAUUUGGGCACGCCCAUGAACACGCCAAGAUGAUCGUGCUGGAGCACAAUGGACUCAAAGUCAUCGUUGAAGCUGCUAAAGCUCAUCCAGAGAACGCAACGGUGCUCAGUGAACUCUGUGGCACUCUGUCCCGUCUGGCGGUGAGAAACGAGUUCUGUCAGGACAUCGUAGACCUGGGGGGCCUGAAGUUCAUGAUCACGCUCCUGGCUGACAGUCUGGAUUGUCCGGUGAGCUGCAGGAUCAGAGAGAGCUUCAGCAUCGUCUCCUGUGAACACAAACCAAUCUCUUGUUGUUGUGAUGCGUCUGUCUUCCAGGAGCUUGUGAAGCAGGUGCUCAGCGCACUGAAGGCCAUUGCAGGAAACGAUGAUGUCAAAGAUGCCAUAGUGAAUGCUGGAGGGGCGGAGCUUAUCGUCAUGGCGAUGAACCGUCACAUGUCUAAUGCACAGGUGUGUGAGCAGGGAUCUGCGGCGCUCUGUGUCAUCGCUCUACGUAAACCCAAUAACUGUAAAGUGAUCGUGGAGUGUGGCGGAGCGCUGGCGGCUCUGCAGGCCAUGAAGACCCAUCCGGCUGAAGUUAAUGUGCAGAAACAGUCGUGCAUGCUGCUGAGGAACCUGGUGGCCCGCACACGUGACUUCAGCCAGCUCAUCCUGGAGAUGGGAGCCGAGGCGCUGAUCUCGCAGGCUCUGGCGGCUCACAGAGACUGUGGAGACGUGGGUCGAGCCGCGCUCAGAGACCUCGGCUGCCAGGUGGAGCUACGAGAGCUCUGGACGGGCAAGAAGGGAAGCCUGAGUCGCUGAUGAAUGAUGCCAAACUCAAAACAAUCAUAAUAUAAUCAUACGACAGCAUGUCUUAACUGUGGAGCUCAUACUAAAUAUAUGUGCAGAAGUGCAUCUGAUGUAAACAUGCAUAGGAUGCAUUACAGGUUACAGUGUACGUGUGUUUUUUUUAAGAGUUAAACUAAUGCUGUCAAACGAUUAAUCGCGAUUAAUUGCUUCCAAAAUAAAAGUUUGUGUUUGCAUAAUGUAUAUGUUGUCUUGCUGUGUAUGUUUAUGUAUUUCUAAAAUAUAUACAUGCAUGUGUUUGUAUUUAUAUAUAAAUAUACACAGUACACAUAUAUUAUGUAAACAAACACGUUUAUUUUGGAUGCGAUUAAUUGUGAUUAAUCGCUUGACAGCAAUACUUUAAACAUUUUAUUGGCACUAUUUAUAGUUUGUAUGAUGUUUUUUACCCACGAAUGACCAAUUUUUUUCUGUAGAUUCAUUUGAGCUGAUGUUGAGAGCUAGAAUCAAGUUUACUUUAUUCAGAAGUGUAUUGCUGGAUUGUCACACUGUGGCCGUUUUACCCUUAAUUAUAUAUUUAAUCUUAAAACCAUCACCCUGCCAAAAUAUGAGUCACAAGUGUUUUCUGUGUUUCAAUAUUAAACCCUGAUUAAAACCAGA